AUUUGUGCGAGUGCUGAUAAAAAUUGAGUAAUCGACUCUGUUGUUUCGAGCUCAUGCUUUUCGAAAUAUCAAGUAGCCAAGUCAGUCUGGGCCAAACGGAGUACCAAGUAACACACACAAGCCGUGUUAUUCGCUCGCGUUUCCGCGUGAUUUAAUUUAGUCCCCAUACAUAUAACAAUAUAAUCAAGAAUUGCUAGAACAAUCGUCAAUUUUAAGUCAAACAAAUUUGAAUGCCAUAAACGAAUUUUUCGUGUGUCGCACAGCGAAAAGUUGUCUAAAUUCCAUUUAAUUUUCCGCGCCGCUCGCCAUAAACUAUACAAACGGAAAUAAAGUUUUUCCUCUAAUUUUCCUUCUGAAUUAAGAAAAACAGGCAAAAACGAACCGAACGGAUAAGAAGAAGUAAACAAACGGUUGUGCAAGUUAAGAAUGGAAGUAAUUAACAAAUUAUUUUUCAAUUUCAUCGCAGCUGUUGAUUUUAAAAUGCAAAUGUGAUUGUGACUGAAUGAAGGGCAAAUGAAAGGAAAUUUUUUUUUUUCAUUUUUUUUCUAGUUACGAUUUUGACGGUUUAUUAGCCAGAAAGUAGCAAAAAAAAAUGAUGAACGCAUUUUAUUGGCUCAAAUAAUAAUAAAACUUAAAUUGAAAAUCUCAUGCAAAAUUUGAAUGAAAAAAAAAAUCGAUUUGAUUUGUUGGAAUUUCUCUGACUGCCUCAGCAAAAUAAUAACAGUAAAAAUGAGUGUUUGUGGUGAAAUAAAAAAAAACAAGCAGUGUAUUUGCGCAUUUUCCGAGUGGAUUCCUUUUGUAACUGAAGUUCUGUAAUAGGAUUUUUAUAGCAACAGGCAUUUUGCGAACCACAUAAUUUCCGUAUGGAAAUAAUGCGUGGUGAAAGAAAGAGUGCAAUAAAAUCCUCUUUUCACGCUAAAUAUCAAUAAUCGGUUUGAAGCUUGAUUGCACGUUCAGUAUAGACGAGGGCAAAAAUUUUGUGCAUGAAUUCAGUCGUUUGGAAUCGUUGGUUCGAAACUAUGGCAUAAUCGAGUGUGUAUGUGUUUCAUAUCAGCUGUCAAGUGUUUAUGCAUGUGUUGUUGAAUUCACUCAACGGAGAGGAAAAAAAGAACACAACAGAGUGUAUAAAUUUAAAUGAACUGUGAAAUGUGUUUGAUAAAGGGCAAAGUGUGCUAAUAUGCACUUAUAAUGACAAAAGUUGUAUAAAAACGAGUGUGUAGACAAAGUCAACGGUAAUACAUCAACCGUUCAAGUGGUUGCCCAUCGACAAAAAUGACGUGAACAUCGAUCCAAAUUUAAGCACACAACAGAAAAUCAAUCACUUCAGAUAAAGAAAAUCUUCGAAUAGAGAAAGACGAAACAUUUGGAGAAAAACAAAUCGACUGAUUCACAUCGACAGCCAAACACGAAAAAUCAAGCAAAAUGGAUACAAAUUGGAUACAAUACAUUUUAGUGCUAGUAACUGUUUUCCAUUCCAUUCAUGGAUACUCAGAUAUCGAGGCACGUCUGGUAGUAGCUAGGAAAUAUAUUGAUAAGGGAUCCAGCGUAAUGUUUCAUUGCGAGCACAACGUUGAUCCAAAAAUCCUGUACAAGGUGACGUUUCUGAAAGAAAAUAACGGGAAAUUUUUCCAAUACAUCAAAAAUCGAAAUCCACCCUAUAGAAAUUUUUCAAUACCAGGCGCCGAAAUUGAUUUGAAAAAUUCCAAUGAAGACAAGGUUCAUCUGGAGAAAAUUGAUUUCGAUGCGGCUGGCAGAUACUACUGUGAGGUGUCAACCGAAACGCCCAUCUACACAAAGGAAUCAAAUAUUGAGCAAGUGCAUGUCAUUGUUCAACAGACCGGCCCACCGAAAAUUACAUUUAGCAAACGUCAAUUUACGAUUGGCGAAAAUUUAGUAUCUAAUUGCACAACGUCGAAAGCACAUCCUGCGCCGCACAUAACUUGGCUAAUUAAUGGAAAACAGGUUGACGAUAAAUAUAUAAGAACUAUUCAUUUGCAUUCGUCGGGUGGAUCGGGCAGCGGAAGUAGCAGUGGUGGUGGUACAGCCGGCGGUGGAAAAAAUUCACAUCGAGCAAAAACACUGACAAACAGCCAAUCUCGUGAUAGACAUGAUUCAAAUGGUUCAUCGCGUGCUCGUACACUUGCAUCACAGUUUUCGCAGUCGUCUGGCCGUCAAGAGCCUUUAGCCGCUAAUGGCAAUCACUUGGGAUUUGAAAUACAUCAAAAUUCCGGUUACAACAACAACAACAGAAACAACAAUCAUCGAAAUAAUGGAUUUUCUGCGGCGGAUGUCGAAAGCGGCUACAAUGGCUACAGCUACAGUAACAGCAACAGUAACGUAGAUACUUCCGAUUAUUUUGAUGAUAAGUACUUCGAAACGAGAAAAUAUCGAAAUCCACAUCGUUCACCACAUCGCAAGCUACGACGGCACACCAACGACCUAACGGGCUCGCUAAAGCCGGCCAACAACAGUCGACAUCGUUUAGUGGCAACGAGUAGUCAAUUAAGCAUCGAGGUAUCUGAACUACACGCUCUGAAUGGUCGCCUUGAAAUCAGCUGUUUAGCAACGAUUCCGGCUCGCAUUAAAUCCAACGGCGAACAAUAUGCGGACUAUAAAACGUACUCCGUGAAAGUUGAUAUCGAUACAGUGGAAACGACAACCCAAUUGCCGGCGAUAAGUGACAUGGCGGCCCUUGGAAAUGCAUCGAAUCGAGCCGAUAUUGAUAGGCUUCGUGUUGCAGCAACUACACUAAAUUUUCCAAUUCUACUUAUAGUUUUGCUAAAUUUUCUACGUUCCUUCUCCAUGCCAUAAUCAGCGGAAUGAAAACAAACGAGAGUUAACGAGAGAGCUGAAUGUUUUUGGGCCAAAGAGGAAAUUGUUUAGCUUUCAGUCGGGCGGGGCACAUCAAAUCGAGAAUUUGGGAAUCAAAUUAGACUGAUUUUCAACGCUUGGAAAUGAGUGAAAUAAGGAAAUGUUAGUGAGUAGAGUAAACAAUAUUUUUUUAAUAAAAAAAAAAACAACAACAGAAUAUAAAACAGUAAACAGUUUGUAAAUGCUUGUGGUUUUGUGGUAGAGCCAUCAUAAAUUCAGUUUAACUUUAUUUUUUGCAACGAUUGGUUAAAAUAGUUGAUUCAAUCAAAUAAACGAAAAAUCUCUUGAUAUUGCUCUAAUUUUUGUGGGGCAAUUCAUUGAAUAUAUAUAAACUGCAAGUUAUGACGAAACCUCCGAACAAAUCUAUUUGUUUUUGGGGGAAAAAUCUAAUUGAAAUUAAGAGAAAAACUCAAGAACAAAAAUUUAAGAGAUGAAUAAAAUAAGAAGCAAAUAAGAAAUGCAUAGAAAACUCGUUUGCAAACAAAAACAAAUAAAUGUCUGUCAAUGUAAACAAAGGAGAAAAAAAAAACUAUCGACACAUAAAUAAUAGUCAGCAAAUGUUGUGUUGCGACAAAAAAAAAUUGUGCUUGCAGAAUUUAUGGAUUGUGCCUGAUUUCCGAAGAACUCGUAGUUAGACAUGAUUGAAUACACACAAAAACAGAGUCAGUAAGUAUGAUGAAAACUAAAACCAUGUACACUUCUUCGUGAAAUUGAUGUUAAAACGGCGCUAAACAAUAACAAAACCAAGGAUAUUAUAUAUAUAUAUGUGUGGCUAUUAUUUGUGUGUAAUCUGUGUGUAUAUGCUCCAGUAAAGAAAUGUGCUUGAAGAAGAAGAGAAUAAAAGCAACAACGGGCACAUAUAUGAAAAAUGUCUAAAGUUAAGUCGUUGUAAAUAAUGUACAUUUGAAUUUUUAAUAAUGUUUAAGAGUAACAAAGAAUACAAAAAAAUAUAUAUAUAGCAUAAUGACAUGGAGAGAAUAGUAAAUACAAAAGAGAGAAAAGUUUGCAGCAGUUAUUGUUUUUGAUUUUUCGAAAUGUAUGAUGCUAACCCAUGGAAACAAUCUUAUACACUCCACCCAGGGAGUUAAAAUCGCGUAAAUCUGGCAGUAGAGCGAGAGUGAGCGCAAAAAAAAGAAGGUUAACGCUGCGCUCGUUUCAGGUUGCAUGCAAUAAUUUUUCGGUUAGAAUUGAUUGAUAGUUCGCGAAAGACAUUUUACUAUGACGUUGAAGAGAAGAAUAAAAUAGAGAGAAAAAUUACAACGUAAUUUGACCUGAUCCAGGUACAAAAAUAGCUGAUCCAAAACUAUAAAAAGAAUGCACAGCAUUCAGCAGCUGCAGCGGAUAUGGAUGAGCAUGUAGAGCAACAGAAAUAAUUGUAGGUUGAUGUGUAACAGAUCCCGUAUGUAUAUGAGCUUGUGCACUAAACGAGACUCACAGUGAGAAAGAGAGCGCAGUGUACCGUUCGUUUUGCACUACACUCGUUACAUUCAUAUUUCUUUCCGCGAACAGAACGAGAGUGAGUUUUUUUUAUACAUAUUUCCCUUUUUUCCCUUGCUGCCCUAAUUUGCAUUCACACACAGGUCGUGAUCAUUUUCCCAUCGUGUUUGAAGUUUCAUGUUUGUUCACAUCUCGGCAAGUUCGCGAUGGCUCUAUUUUUGUUUCGGUUAAAUGUGUUGCUGCUGAAAAGGUCAUGUGUUUGGAAACAUUGGAACGGGAUGGCAUCGAAUGGGAGCUGUAGCCAAAGAGAAUAGGAGCGAUUGAGCUCGGAUUGUUCGAGGUCACGCUAAUGUAUUUCUAACAAACAACGGAGCGGACGAGUGAGCGAGCGAGCGACUGAAAAAAUAACAAAGAAAGAAAGCAGGUUAUAUUAAAAAUGCAACAGCACACUUUGAAACCCAAGCAUUCUCUCGCGAAUUAUAUACGGGAAUGACGACAGCAUGACAAAAUACGGCGUCAGCUUCCGUUCGUCGAAGUAAAACGAUUGCGACGACGACGAUAACGGUGGCGGCAACUAUUUACGCCGUACGUUGUGGAACUUUUUCUCCCCCGUUUCACCACUGUAAAUGUAGUGAAAAUGAAUACCAAAGAGUGUGUGUGAGAGAGAGAGAGAAGAGAGAAAGCAAAAUAAAAGAAAACCACCUCAAAUAUUUAUGAAAUCGUACGGUAUGUGUUUUCAUUUUUAGCUUUCGUCGCGUUUCCAACAACCGAACGAGGAGCACAGCACCACAAUGAAUUCGACGUUCAAAAUGUGGCUUCAAAUCGUUUAGAAUAUAUUCCCAAAUAAUUUGAAUGGAUUAUUUAUGUGGCAAUUGGAACAAAAAAAUGGCGAAUGCUUUUCGACACAAGCACACAUACACACAAGCAAUGCCUAGUGGUGGAAGUGAAUGCACGCCUAUGCACAGCAUGAGCCAUGUGCUGAAACACACAAUGAAAAUUUUAUGGAGUGUAAUGUGAUCGCAAUGAUUUGAAAUCUAAUGCCUGUUUCACUGUGGCAUUCCCCAAUUUUCCGACUCCAUAAACGCUCUCAUAAUUACAUGCUGACAACGAGAUGUAUUUGAUACGGUGUGGCUUUGUGCUGGACGACACGUGAUACGAGGACAAUCGGGACGAUGAGAUACAGCGAGCAAUCAGGAUACGAAGUGGCGCAUCAGAGGUAAAAAUGCGCAUAAAUUAUUGACAAAAAUAGUGAUUCAACCAGCCUGAAAAUGGGAUUGUUCGUGCGUACUCAUUAAAAUGAAAAGGCUGGCUUUAUAUUCAUGUGGCCCACGGCUUACUCUCUAUUUCAUUCUCUCGCCAUCCCCUCUCUCACUCUGUCUCACGCUCAACUGAAUCACCAAUAAAAUAUAUUUUUCGUCGAUUUGCUCGCUUCGGCAAAUUUUGUGUAACAUUGUCAUGAGCUUGCUACAAAAUGGAAAUUGCACACAAACACUCAACUGUAAACAAAACAAUUGAAAUAUUGUGCAAAACAACAACAGCACCAGCAACAACACACACACACACACGCUCACAAAUCCUGGCUGAGUUGUCGUGAGUUUGCCGAGCUAUUCAUGUUUCUAUUGAGCACUUAAAGUGCAUCGGAUUCGUUUGCAAACAACAUCAUCAGCAUAUGUGUACUUUCGGCAGGAACAGCAAUUGUUCCACAGAGCUGGAAUAUGAAAAGCACCAAAAAAUGUAAACAAUAUGUUUUUGAGCCAAAAGAGCUACCUUUUGCUCUUCCGUCAUCAUCGUCACCGUAGCCCACUUUUUGUGUGCUACGUGAAUUGUGUGUGUUAUUUUUCUGGAAAUGUGUGCGAUCGCAUCGAAUUCGAAAUGCACGAAACAAAACAGAUUUAGUCGUUUUGCAGCAACAAUCGGAAUUGCUAAUUCAACACUCGAAAUGUUCGCUCGUUCGCUCGUUCGCUCGCUCUCCGUGACGGCAACAAGCUUUCGGCUUUUAACAUAUUUGCGAGACAUGAAUGUGUGCACGCUCAACACAUUGUCGAUGGAUAUGCAAACACAGAAUCUUCUUUGCAUUAAUAAUAAUAUACUAUUAUUGAGUUACACCUCGCUCUCUGUUCUUUCAUUUCUUUCAUUCCACACACACACAACACAUUCUGCCACCGGUUUGUCUGUUGUUGUCCUCCCUUUGUAGUAGCAACAGCGAUGGCAGAGAAAAACUUUUGCAUUAUGUUUGCUCUGUGUAAAACAUGAAUUAUGCAUGUAAACCGAGUAGUUUUUGAACUUUAUGCCCAAUGCUUUUGCACUGCGCAUUUUUUUCUUCGUCUUCAGCGUGUACAUUAUCCAGAUCUUGGUGUUUGGUUUGGUACGAUUUAAGCCACUGUACGCGAAGGCGGUGGUAAUAUUUGGAUUUUCAUCUACAAUUUUUCACUCCAUUUUUUAUGAGCCACAAGUAUAGAUGUUGAGAAUUUGCCGAGCGCGCGAAUGAUACUCGAAAAUGGUCACUUUGAACAAGCGCCACUAUUUCGCAUAAAUCAUGGCCGCUCUCGAGAAAAAAAUCACUUCAUUCUUGCUCUGCCGAAACCAACAUGCAACCAUUCAAAAAUUAACUGUGUCAAUUUCGAACAAGUUUUGUGUCAAGUGCGAUAAUGAAUUCAAACUUCGGGUUUUUAUCGAAUUUAUAAACAGUUGCCGAAAAAUUGUGUUCCGCCCUCGAAAAAUCAUUAUCUUUCCAUUAGCAUAAGUUGAACGGCAGACGAUAAAAAGCAUCUAACAAUUUUUAAAUAGCAAGGGUACGGGACUGGUUGGUUGGUUGGUCGGUUGAUAGCCACUGGUACGACAAAGUCCAAAUGAAAUUAUGUCGAGAUGGAGCGACAGCACAAAAAUGAAUACAGUGUCUAUUUAAUAUGAAUAAAUUUUUCGGCCUGAACGGAAACUGAAAAUAUAUCACACAAUAGCAUCUGGCAACCUAGUUCGGUGUAUUACAUUUAUGCUCAUUAUCAAGAUAUAUUCAAUUUUUGGGAAAACUUUGAACACGAAUGAAAUAUACGUUGGGCUAAUAUUACUGGCCCUCUAACUUCGCUCAACGAGAUAAAAAAUAUUCCGCAGUUAACAAUGAACUAGAGAGACCAGUUGUAGAAUGUUUUCUCCCGCUUUUUAUUCUCUUCAUCUCUUCCUCUCAAAGGAGAAGAAGAUGAGCGCACAUCGCCCAAACUAAUUUUGGGAAUUGAAUGCAACGCAACAAUGGCACUCUCACUUGUGUAGCACCCAAAUUGGAAAAUCCAACAUUUGAAUUUCAAAGUAGCAUAUGGAAGAUGAUAAAAAAUCUCGGCUUUUGUGUGCAAUUGCUGUUAUCAAGUUGGAAAAAAUAAACGGUGGCGAUAGCAAAAGGGUAACUUUCUCUAGUUAUUGACUCUUUUCGAUCUUUCACUCCAUUCAGCAAAACAGAAAAAAAAAACUCAAAUCGCAAAAUAUUUUCUUUUCUUUUGAUUGAGAUACAAACGAACCCAUCAUGUGCGAACCCUUUUUUUACUAUCGCAAGUUAGGCCAGAAUGUUUUUGACAUUGUGCAAUUUUUUACGAGCUUCGGAUCACAAUAACGAUGAUACAGCUAGCAAAAAAAAUUUAUUAUGAAAAUAUGCUGGACAUCAACGUAAAAUUUCCAUUGACAUUUUCCAUUGUUUGUUUGCAAAUACAUUAAAUACAAAAGAAAAACAUUAACCAGCGAAGGAACAAAAAAAAACUCAACCAAAUUCAUAUUCAUGACUGUUCAUGACCAUAAGCUUGGUCGGAAUAUCAUUGCAAUUGUUGUGUGCCAAAGCUGAAUGGUGGGUUCAUAAUUUUACGUCGAUCAUAAAACACAGGCUACCCUUUGAGAGCCAGAGAAAAAGGACACAAAUAUUGGCCGAAAAAAAAACAAUUUCAAUUACUUAUUGCAUGGAUGACAUAUUUCCCAGUCACUCGUGUUUUUUCCACUUCUUCAGCUUAAUUAAGCUAAUUUGUUUCUCUCUCUCUCUCUCUUUCAUUGUUGUAAUUUCGAGACUACAAGCGUCACAUAAAUAAUUAGCCUCGGUCACAUAUAUGCAACGACACUCAAUAAACGAAACGGUACACGUGUUCUAUAUUUAUGCAUUGCGUAUAACGGAAAAAAAGUAACUAUCUCUAUUAAUAUCUGCGUGUCUUUCACAGAGAUUAUUACACAUUAAGCCAGUGUGUGCACUGUACAGCCGACUCUCCGUUUACCCGCUCACUUACAGUGUGGCACUCAAUUGAUGUUAAUGUUCACAUGAUUGGGAUAUUUCCACAUUGUUUCGUUGAUUAAUUUGCCCAUAAAUAAAACGUCAAUGGCAAGAAAAAUUACUCACGUCCUGUGUAAACAUGCACGCAUAAUGGGGCGGAAAGUCAAUCCGAGUGAAAAAAAAGAAAUUAACAAACUUACCACCGAAAAUAAUGAGAAAAAAACUAUUACAGGUAUUGUUAGGUAUAAUGACGGCUUGAAUAUUAUCAAUUUUUCUAAUAGUGACGUUGUUAUUUGAACCAAUUACCAUUUUCACUGGUGAGUGAAACCAUAUCAGUGUAUAAUUAAUGUAAUGGCUUUGCUUCCGAAACAUGGAAUAGGUUUAUGACAAACCCAAUCAAUAAUCAAUAAAAACGGAAAAUCGCUGGCUUUACGUCAAAUGACAAAAAAUAAAAAAUAAAACAACAAUUUCUCAUUUUAUAAGUUCCGAUGCAGCAGCACACGAAGUAAAUAAAUCCAAUAAUAGCCGGAGAGUCGUUAUUGUGUCAGGAGAAAAAAUAGAGAGGGCAUAUAUAUUCCCAUGAGCACGGUUAUAAUAUCUCUAUGGCAAAAAUAUUAUUGCACAAUAUGUCGAAGAAAUCACGAUAGAAGGUCAAUAGUAUUGACUCAAUAAUCUAUACACACUACUUGUAUUACCGGGACGGUGAAGGUGAUAUUGGGAGAUUCACUUUCCUACACCCAAUCAACUGCCAAUCCAAGACAUUACAGAUAUACAUUUACAAAAUUGAAAAUAUUUCGUAAUUUAUUGAAGUGCAAUCGAUAAUAAUGCUCAAUAAGACGAUGUCCCAAGCGAUGUCGAUGAUUCCACCUAGAAAAUAUCGGUGUCUCUCGAUGAUAUUGGAAUUUGAGCGUCAUUUAAAGAAGAUAAGGAAAUGAAUUCACAGCUGGAUUCCGCUUGUUUGAUGAGCUUUUUUUCCUCCUUCAUUUUGUAAUUAUUUUUGAAAAGAAGGGAAAAAAUUGGCAUUUUCAUUCUGCCAGCCGAUUGGUUGUUGAAUAAUACGGAGCAUAAAGCAAUUUUUCUUCUUUAAAAAGUAAUUAUUUAACAAUUGGUAUGUGGAGGAGGCCAUUUUCUCUGGCGCAACGAUGACAGUGUUCGUUCUCUACCACACAUUGGCGUUGGCGCUACAAAGCAAAGACUUGAACUAUUUUCCGCAUAAAAGCGAUGAUGGUGGUUCUUUGAUUUAUGGUUUGUUUUCGCUCUUUCAUUUUGCGAACAUCUGUGAAAUUGUUUUUUUUUUUUCCUUCAAUAGCUCAUUGCUACGAAUUGGAACGUACGUUUGGUGUGCACACAAAUAUGUUCGUAACCGAAUGAGAAUGUAUUGUCAUGGGAAACGUGCGCGGAAAGGUAAAACAAAGACCAAAUUUGAACUGUGUUCAAUGUGCAAAUAGUUUCCACAUCAUUUGAAUCAUUCAACUCGCGUUGUGAUGCGCACACACAAUGAGAACAAUAAAUUAAUAGAUCACAAUUUAUGGUAUUUCAUUUGUCCUGGAUAUUGUUUUGUCAGCACAUUUUCCGAAUGAAUUCGUGUCGACGCUAUCAUUUCAAGCGGUAACUUUGAGCAACUUUUCCCAUUUUAUACUUUCAAAUUAAGAAAACACGCACAUUAUCUAAGACUUUUUCGGCAUCCAACGCUCACGAAUCGGAACUUUACACUUGUUUUAAUAUGAAUAGAUGCUAAAAAUUAAUUUUAAACUCGCGCGUUCUAUCCAUUGUGCCAUUAAGCGAAACGAAGAUGGAAAAGCAUUUGAGCUUUCAAGGUCACGCGCUUUCUCAAAAUACAUUUAGUCGAACCAUUCAAAAACGUCACAAUCAAAAGACACAACGAAAUAAGCUGCACAGCAAAGCGAUGCAUACCAGAAUAAAUCAAAUCUUCAGAAUUUCAAUUCGUUUGGACAGACGUCCAGUUGACAUAUUCCAUUUAUAGAUUGGAACCGAAAGAGUUCAAAUGUGCUUGGGGCAAAGUGAAUAGUGUGGAUCAAAACAGAAUGUUGCAAGAGAAAAUUUAUUCAAGAAUAAACAUGAAACAAAAAUGACUAAACUAGAGCUCUAAAAAUAGACGAGAGAAAACUUUUAUUUUUACCUUCAAUGGAAAUAAUGAAAGGGUGCACAUAUUUUUGACACGACAUACAAUGUAUAUCCGUUUGACGUACGAACUAAAUGAAAAAUGAAACUUGAAAAAUGAAACUGUGAAUGGAUCAAUAGAAUUAAUUGACCGUGAUCGACCUUUUGCAAUUCACACAUGUUUCAGCGUUAAAUAAGAUCGAAAAUGCACAAGUGACCUACACUGAACUGCACUCUUGCACACACAUGAUUUGUGGCAAGAGAAUGGCAGUAACAGCAGCGAAGUAGCAGUAGCAAAGAUCAAAAAGCGGUUGGGGAAUUUCACAUAACAUUGUCAUGUGAGUGAAAUUUAAAGUUUGCACUGGCCAGAAGGAUGAACACUCACCAGAGAGAGAGAGAGAGAGCGAGAGAGACACAUAAAAUGAACGACAUAGAAUUUAUGGGAUAUCAAAGCAAAAAUCCUCUCUAUAUGUUACUGUAUACCACAAAUAUUCAUACGAGAAAUUUUAUGCAACAACCGAACUGAACUUUCUGAUCUAACUAACGCAGGGCAAUCAUACUUAUGGACGAAAACAAGAAUUUCCAUGCAUUUAUUCACUCUACAUACGUGAACGAAUUUUUUGUAGCUUCUCUUUGCUUUAUUAAUGCAAAUUGAAAAUCACAUUCCAUCGAUUAGAGCGGAAUUUAAUUGAGAAAUUAUGCAUGAAAUGGAUCGGUUCGUUAAAUGUCAAUGAUUCGAUGCGAAAUGUUCUAACAUAUGUCAAUUUUAAUGUAGAGCACUCUUCGUGUGUUUGUUAUACGAGCUGUGUUAAAGCGAAUGUUUUGUUGAAAUAUUGGAAUGCAAAUACAAUACGUUUGGCUGUAGCCUGUAGGACACAAAGGCGGCCACCGUUUAUACGCACACUGCCCCAUCAAUUAUCAAAUAAUUAAUUCAUAGAUGAGAAUUUAUUUAAGGAUAUUCACGUCGAUAAAGUGAGUGUGUAGUUGAUAGGUGGAAAGCGUUGUCAUCGCUAUCGUUUGUGUACACAGAGUGAGCGUCCACGAACAAUGACUCCGCCAUGAAUUAUUUAUUAUUCAGUUAAUAUUUCCAUUUUCGUUGGAAAUCUGGCGGUAAAACUUUCAAUCAGGUAGCCGAUUACAAUAGUAAUAUCAUCAAAACAAGCAACAUUUUUUGCUGUUAUUUCCUACAAACCGUUUGAAUAUGUAUGCCCGGUUUCCAGAACAAUUCAAGCAGAUUUUUACGCUAUCAAUUCUACUAAUUAAUGCGGCAAUCGAAAAGGAAAAAAAGACGAUGAAUCUUUCCUGGAUUGGGAAGAAAGAGCGCAGCACCAUGAAUGGAAAAAGAAUGAAUUAUUGUCAAAAGCAAAUGUUGGUGUAUAUUUAUUGGCGCGUGUGUCUGCAGAAGACGUGUUAAAUGUAUACCCCGCAUAAAAAUUUACGGCCGAUUCGCGUCGUCAUCGUACACCGUCGUGUAUCGAUAGUAUUUGGGGCGUGUGGGUGUGGGUGUCUGCGUGCUUCGCUUGCGGAAGUCAGCUAGCAACGUAACAGCAGAUGAUACGAACAGGGAAAAUCAAUAAUGUCCGCUUUUAGCCAUUUCAAAAGCAGUGGCGAAGUAAAUACAAAAGGAAGGAUAUGAUUUAUUUAAUGCUUUUGUGUGUGUCACCGAAAAACUGUACAGUCGCCCAUGUAUGCUUUUAGUUUGCUUUUUAAACAUCAAGAAAUUAACUCAUAAUUUUUUUUUAUCCAGCAACAAGAGCAAUCAAAACAACAUUAGGCUCUGUCUCUCGCUUUACCUUGCCAAAUUUCGAUGCUACUCAAUUAUUUAACCGAUAUUUCAACGUGACUACAUUCUCAGUCUUCUAAAACCAAUUUCGUGUUUAAAGUUACUCUAAUCGCUACAAAUAGCACGAAAAACGAGCAAACAGCUCGACAACAUUUUGCAAGUUGCACCAAAAGCGAUUUACUCCUUGUCGACAUCAUUAAGUUUGUUUGUAUUUGUUUUUUAUCAGACAAUUUUAAAAUGACACAGAAGUACUUCUAGAACAAAUACACUCCGGGUUGAAAUUUGUAACGUAUUUUCGUUCAAGUGCGGUGCACGACCAAACCCAAAAAACAAGAAGAAAAAACAAGAAACAAACUCUAUUUUCAAUCAAUUACAAAUGAAACGGAACAACAGAAAAUCCAAUAAACUUUUUAGAGAAAGUAUAUUUUUCUAUAAAUAACCUCUAUAACAUAGACAUUCUUCAUUCUAUGUGCUAGGAAAUUCUAUUGAUAUAUAUUUUCCAUGUUAAUGUGGGUAGGCAAAUUGUUUUUUUUUUUCUAUGUAUAGGUAGGUAAAAUGUUUUCAUUAUCAUAAAAUCUAAUUAGCACAAAUAAACUUAUAGCAUACGUUUUCUCCUUUCUACACACUAUCUGUCUCCCCCUCUCUAUCUCUACCCAUCUAAUCUAUAUAUGUAUAUUUUCCCAUCAGAAGUGCGCGCACACGGUUUUUUUUAUUUACGUGUAUAAUCGUUAUGUAUUCAUAUUUAUUGGAAUUCUCUCCAGUGGAUUUAAAAAAAAAGGAAAGAAAAAUUGGAGGGAGACACGUGCAAAACUGAAGCAUAAACAAAAUAUUUAAAACACAUUUUUUUUUCUAGUCGAAUUUAGGAAUGUAUAUACAGUAGAUUAAAACAGAUUGAUGCAGCGACAAUGAAUACCGAUUUCGAAAUCGAAUGAAGUCAAACCCAUACACACACACACGAUACACACCAUAUCGUGUGCCUGCAAAAAAUAUGACUUCAUUCAUAAAAAAGGUAGUAGACAUGAUAACAAAAAAAAAAACAAACACACAAAAAAAUCUUAUAUAUUUAUUUGAUUUAAGUCAUAAUAUUGAGAUCGAAUCUCCAGGAUUCUAGCAUCAACAAUCAUUGAUGGUUUGAUUUCACAAGCGAUACUGAUUACAUGUACAAAGUAAAGUCCUUUAAAGACAAAAAAACAAACAGACAAACGAAUUGUUUUUAUUCUCAACUCUUACAAUCUUGACACGCAAAUAGAAAGCGUGUCGAUAUAUUUGCUUUACGUUGACCAACAUUUUUCGCUUUUGUUUGGCGUUUUUUUUCUUCUUUCUAAUCUAGAAAUGGUCCAAGUGCCGUUUUAGACAACGGGUACAAACAUACGUAGCAAAUCAAUUUCAUUGCGUUCCAAUUUCAAUUAGAUCAAACUAUAUAGUUUCCAAUUUCCAAAAAAAAAAACAUGGCAUGGUCUUUGGUUUCGUCAUGUUUGACAGUGUUCGCAACACCGAGUUGACAUCGGUUCGAAUCUAUGUUAUUUUUUCGGGAUUCCAUUCGGACGACCGAAUGGAUUAUGUAAUCUGAGUUGGCCUCGAGAAAAACCGGCAUCACAUGAAAUUCAAACAGAAAAAACAUACACUAACAUAACUGAAAAAAAACCAUCUGAAAAUCGAUGUGAUUCAAACGGAACGAACCAAAAACACAUAAAAUCAUUUGUAAUGACUGUUGCGAACACUGAUCUGAAUAAAAUAUCAAAUUUUUUUCCAUUCCCUCGAAAUUAUUUUCCGUUUUGCUUCUCGCAUCAAAUGGUUCUCUAGCUGCAUCAUACAUUUCACCGUACCCAAAAUAAAAAACCACACCUAUUUGAUAACAACAAAUGUCUUUAUGUCUAGUGAAUAAAACAAAAAAAAAACAACCAUUUUAACCAUUUAAAAAAAAAACAUACAAUUAAACUCUUUACAAAUAGUUGAAAAAUUACUAGCGAACGAAAAAAAAACGGGAUAGAAGCAAAAUGAAAUAAUGUGUCAUUUAUUCAAGAAAAUACACAAUCACACACACACUGUAAGUUGAAUAAAUAAAUGGGAGAAGAAGAAGAAAAAAAUUGUAAUCCAUGUCUUAUGCAGGUAUUGACGUCUUCCUAUUGCUACGCUGUCUAUUUACUAUUACAAUUACUAUUAUAUUAUUAAUAUAACGUACAUGAAUAAUGGAAAAUUAAUAUACAUUUACUGAAUAAAAAGAACUACACCAAACCAACUGAAAAUUAUGACGAUAAGUAUGUAACUGUAAAUACACCCACUCACAUUCAUUAAAGAAUUGUACUAUCAACAUGGAAGAGAAAUAGUAUGUAAUAAUAAAACAAUGAGAACAAUGAACACGGAAAUUACACAAUUUUCGAUCUACGAUCAGCAUCAAUUUGACUUCAGCCGAUAUAAAAACAAAACACACAGCAAAAUCAACAACAAAACAUACAGUUUUGUAAUUUAUUGUAUUAACUAUGAAGAAUGAUAAGAAUUAUUACAAGUGUAUUAAAUUGGUGUCAUUGUUUUACUUGAAGCAGCAAAGCAGCACGAGGGGAUAUUUUGAUUUUGGCUGCGAUAGACAAAAGUGAAUCGAUGAAAAUCGUUUUCGUCUUAAUUUGAAUCGAAUUGAAUCAUUUCUAUAUACAAUUUAUGAUUUUGAGUAAUUUUUGGGUGACAUUGAAAUGGUUUCCAUUUGAUGUGUGGUUUCUUGGUGCAGACUGCGCUGCGUCGUUUUAGGGUCGCACCAAAACGUAUACAUUUUCAUGAUUUAGCGGUUUUUCCCAGGCUAAUAUAUUUGAAAAUAUGGCACAGGGUAUGGGGUCAUCUCAUAUUUCUCCAUACAAUAUUAAAUUUGAUGUGGUUUUUGUUUCAUUCGCCGUCAAUCGUCAUCGUUUAAGCGCCCAACGGUUUUUUUGCCUUUUCUUUGACUUUUUCAACGCUUUCGUGGAAUCUCAAAUAGUUACGAGUUACAACUUUGGUUCUUCAUUUCGGUUUCAGCGCAACCGGUCAAUUGAGAAAUGGUGCCAAAAAACCAGACUCACAAAAAACGUUCAUAAAAACCAAUGGUAAUCUGCCAAUCCAAAGUGAUAACAUAAGCCAUAAGCUCAGUGGCCGUGUUCGGUGCUUUUCGCUCUGUGUUCAGUUCUCUCGUUUUUACUGUUGCUAUUUUCGCUUGCGUUCGGUGUCGUCGAUGGAAUGAUGUUCAUUCGUUUUGACUCCACAGUCUAUCUCCUCCAACUAGCCUCGUUCUUUGUCUUUCCGAUGAAUCAUCGAAUUACAUGUGGUCAUGGAGUGAAAAGUGAAGCACCAGCCGAUUGCUCGGCUUGUUUCGAAUAUCUAUCCGUUGUCGAUGUUUUGCCCGUCAUGCAUUUAUGAUUUAUGAAGAACAGAGAACCAUCGAUGAAACGUCUGCGAAUCGAUGAUGCACGAGAACCAAUUUCCGGUCAAUAAAAACAAACUGAUGGCUUUGAAAAUUCCAAUACAAUUCUUUAUAUUUUACACUCAAUCUACGCCGUAUUAUGGACUGGCACACAAUGGUGCGACAAAAAAAAGGGAGAAAGAAAAACACACAGCCGACAGCCGAUCCAAUGGCAAAUUCAGCUUCGUUUCGAUAAUGAAAUAACAUAAAGAUAAACGAUAAACGUACUCCAAGUCAAUAACAUGAAAAUGUGCUCAGCGGUUUUAGAUUAAAUUAGCUGAUGUCAUAUCGGCUGUUGUGGCUUACUUUUUUUUUUAUACAUUCAAGUCACUCGAGUAUCGAUAUCGAUAGCGGUGGUGCCUAUAAAAUAUUGUGGUUUGAAAGAGAGAGAAAAAAACGCCUGGUCUAUUGCCAUUGAAAGCGUCACUCAAUAAAUGAUGGGAUUUUGAUACGGCUAAACGAUUUUAGUCAUCUUCAAUGACUUGCACGCCGUAUAUUUGAACAUCUAGUGAAGAUAGUGAAAAACAGACAGACUGAAUAUAAUAUGCAAAUGUUUUGUCAUUUCAAAACCAUUUCAAAUCGUUGUUCACUUUUUUCUAAUCGAAAGGGAUUUUUGUGGUGUGUGAGUGUGUGUCUGUCUGUCUGUCUGUUUGUAUGUGUUUCUCGUAUCCGAUACUUGUUUCCGCGCACAAGAAAUAUACAAUUUUCAUCUUGUCAAUUCAUUUGAGUGAUUUUCAAAGUGAUGAAAAGCGACAGCUUAUGGAAGAACAGCACCGCCUCGUCAUCAUCUCAUGCUUCUAUCAUGCAACGUUAAUCAAUUGCUGCAGGAGAUGUGUCAUUUAUGUGUUUGUAUUAUGGGUGUUGCUUGCAGCUUACUAAAGCGAUUAUACGAAAUGAAACGAAUACACAAAAACGAGCUGCUGCUGCUGCUUCUUCACGUUGCAGAAUGAACAGAAAGGAAAUUGAAAUUGAAUUGGCAUUUCGAAAGAAUGCCAAGUGGAAAAACUUAUUUGCAAUGGCACACUUACAGAAAAAAACGAACCCGAACGGCGAGAGUGUCCCAAAUCAAUCACGGAAAGUUUUUGGUUUCUCUUUUUUUCUUGUUCGUUUUUUAUUCGAACGCAACAAAAACGAAAAUCGAAAGUAGUUUUCACUUCCUCGGCAGCAGCAGUAGCAGCAGCAGCCAAUUGGAUUUCAAGUGCUGAAAAUUCCAUCCUAAUGCUGUUCGAUUCCGAAAGCAUCGUAUGUUAUAUUCUGGGUCGCGCGCUCGUCCGCUCGCUGAAGAUUCCACCAAGUAAAUCUCGAGACGCAAUCAAAAGAAGAUUGUGCACUUUCAAACUUCGGAGGUACGGGGAGAAAGUGGCGGAGAGAGAGAGAGAGAGAGAGAUAUAUAGAAAAAAAAAGUACGAAGAAAAAAACCGUCGACUGGAUCAUGCCGAGAUAAAGCAUAACUACCUCUUUAGCUACAAAUGGAAAAUAAGGUCGUGAAGUGCUUAACCGCUAAGAAUACAUACAGCAUGCACACCGCUAUUCACAUACACACUCACUCAUUCAGCGUGCGCGCUCGCACUCGCGAGAGCGAACACAAAAUGAAAAAAACAUUACAGAAAAAUCCUAUAUACGGUAAAAUUCUAGACACACUGCUCCAUAUAUUGUCAAAUGGAUAAGCUGCCCGAUUUCGAGCUCGCGAGUUUAUAUAUGUUAUUAGAAAGGCGUCAUGAAAUGUCGACGAAAACAAAAAACCACCAAAUUUCAAGAAGUGAAAAAGUGGUCUUAAGUGUAUGAAUGCCGAGAAAAAAAAAACCAACUCACAUACACACACAUACACACACACAGCGAGAGUAGAAAGGCAACGUCAGAUAAGGCUCGCGCAAAUGAAAAGGAAGCCUGAUAAGAUUUUAUUCACGCGGAUACACAACCAACAGCUUUAGACUUUACGAACCAUUUCCAGAUUACGAGUAAGAAACGAAAAGAAUUAUGGGAAAAAAUAGUACGCGCAACUGAAAGCACAUACGGUAACAACAACGGCAGCAGCAGUGGCAUCACUACCACAAAUCCACGACCAAAAUGCUGCUAUAUGAUAUAUACUGAAUGCUGAAAUUAUAAGAUUGAGAUUUACGAAAUUGGUUUUUGUUCUUGUUCUUGUUGUGUGUGUGUGUGAUCCAAAAUUAUAUACACUCGGCGUUGAGAGCAGUCGGUCGAAAGAGAAAGAGAGGAGCAUCGUUCGUGCAAUAGACUUUUCUCGCAAUAAAGAUUUUCGAUAUCACUUCAUUGAGGCACAAACACUUGAAUCCAACGGUUUUCAAUAAAAUCAACGCGCAAACUCCGUAAUGGAAAUGGUACACUUUCAUUACACUGCUCGUGCACCGUUUAAUUAUUUUUUAUCGAUAUCUCUUCAAUGAUAAUAAAGUUUGAAUCAAUUAAUGAAAACCCAUCAAUUUGGAAAAUAAAACAAUCGCGCGGCGAAACGAAAAAUAGAAAACGACAUUUUGCCCGCCAGAAGCAGCAGUAGCUGCUGUCGCUGUUGCAUUGAUUACACACUUUAUGAGAAUAUUCAACGGCUUGGCUCAAGCAAUUGAACUGACAGAAAAUCAAUUUUAAGUUCACACGUAACGAAACACAAGGAUUUCGCUUGCAAUAUCCUGUUCGAACGUCAAUCGAAGAAGAAGGAGAAAAAAAAUAGUGGCAGCACCAACUACUUCAAUUUGAUAUGUUCCUUCGUUGAGCGAUGAAUUAUCGAUUCAAUAUUCGAAUUGCGUUCAAUUUCGAAGGUACGAUGCAGCUGUGAACUAUUUCGCUGUGUAGACAUACAACGCGCUAUUCGAUACGUCUAUCACGGCUUUUUUUUCACUUGCCACGUUGCGCUCGCACACCAUACACAGGCUAUGAAAUGUUGAUGAUUUGAGACAAGUGAAUAAGCAUUUAACGAGCGUUAUAAACGCUCAACGACGGAGAUUCAUCAGUCUGCUUCAAUAAAUGGAAAAAUAUCUCUUGACAUUAAACACUGGUUCCAGCAUCAAUACAGCUGCAUGAUAUACAUCAAUAAUACGCUCGAUUUUUUAUGAUUGCUUAGGAAAGGAUUUUCGCACGCAGAUAGAACGUUCAAUGACGCUUUUAUUUUGCGCUUGAGCUGGGUUCAUCCCAUCAAUUUAAGUCAGAACAAAAGCACCCUCGUGUAUCCCAUGCCGUUGCAUUAGCAUCGCCGAAGAGAAAAAAAAAAAAAAACAGAUUUCAAAAGUGUUUUUCUUCUGGAAAAUAUGCUUGGCAUAGAAGAAGAGGCCAGCAAAAUUGACGGCAUUGAAAUUGAAGUCAUAAAAUUGGAUAACAAUUACUUGAGUACAUACGUUUUCGGCCCAAUAUAUGACUCUUAUACUUUAUGUGUCUAACAUUAUGGUUAUCCCUUUUGAGUGUUUUUCAAACGAAAUUGGCAUUUUGUGUUAUGUCUUUUUUUUUCGUGCCACCGUCGAUAAAAUGCUGGAUUUAAGAAUAUUGCCAACGCUUUUGUGGAUUUAAAAAGUUUCGUUCUGGCCGCACCAACCGAUUCAACAUUAAAAAUUAACCAUAACAAACUUGUCUCUGGCGGCUGGCACAACAAGACUUUUUUGCUGCUGCAAGCCUCUACACACACAGUGGGGGAGACAUGUUCAGAUAUGGAUCGAGAGCUGUGCAAUUAUUAUCCAGCACUGAGUUUACAUCGGAUUACAAGAGACAAAAUGAGUUUGUAAUCUUAUUUUGGAAAAGUUAUGGCAUCUGUAUAAGCCGCAUGUCUUUCGAUUUUUAUAUUUCAAGUAAAUUUUCUUGAGUGGAUCAUCAUGUCGAACAUGCGAGAGGGAAAAAAAUGAAACCUUUGAACUGACUUAAGUUCGACAGAAUGCUAACACACGAACUUUCAAGCCGUUAGUCUGUCUAAAUUCGAGACUAAUUAAAGGUGCUUACGUAGUGGAUUUUUUUUCUUCAUUAAUUUAAUUAGUUGUCGUCGACGCAGCCAAACUACAUACUGUAAAUGUUAUCAUAUGCCCAAGCACUUUGUGCUCAAUUAAAACCCAAUCAAAUUGACUUUUUCGGUUGUGUCCCCAACUGCACGUGCAAAAUUGAUUUAGUCUCUUGACAACUUGACUGUCUCAUCAUCAUCCAUUUACAUUACGGAUCAAAGGCAACAACAACAACAACAGCAGCAGCGGCGUGUGUCACGCGCGAAUAAAUCGGCGAGACAAAAUCAGGUUUCAUCUCGAUUAAAACCGCCAGCAGCUCUAUUUGUUUAGUCUUCGGCAAAUAUUUAUUAAAGCAUCGAAACACAGUGUGUCAUAGGCAUUGUGCGCGCCGAUUACACAGCUCAUUUGCUUGAAUUAAUUGACAAAUUAUAAUUACAUCGGCUGAAAACGAUUUUGCUGUGUAUUCCAGCUGCAGCUGUGGCUGUAGUAAAAUUUUCAAUACAUUCCACCAGGUGAAUUUAAUCAACAGCCAGUUUAGUUUUACACUGAUUGCAUAGCAGUAAACUAACUGAAAUCAUACGCAACAGACACACACACACAUAGAGAGAGAGAGAGAGAGAGAGAGAGAGAGAGAGAGAGAG
Molecule: messenger RNA, 20446 nt
Organism: Sitodiplosis mosellana (orange wheat blossom midge)
Lineage: Eukaryota; Metazoa; Arthropoda; Insecta; Diptera; Cecidomyiidae
Gene: beat-VII
Exons: 9
Coding region: 1423-2811 (462 amino acids)
Source: RefSeq, a predicted model, not a curated record